Messenger RNA from Capsicum annuum, 1280 nucleotides. Its product is annotated as putative late blight resistance protein homolog R1B-8. Gene Ontology annotation, biological process: protein folding. The record is from RefSeq and is a predicted model, not a curated record. The annotation marks the transcript as partial. The transcript has a single exon. Lineage: Eukaryota; Viridiplantae; Streptophyta; Magnoliopsida; Solanales; Solanaceae. Gene Ontology annotation, molecular function: alpha-tubulin binding.
AUGGCUGAGGGGUUCCUGAAUUUGGAAAAUGAUUUGGAAGGAGAAGCUGAGAAGUAUUUAAAAGAGCUUGUCGAUAGAUGUCUAGUCAUCGUCUGCAAGAAAAGUCUAGAUGGAACAAAAGUUAGAUCAUGUAAGGUUCAUGAUCUAAUAUACGACCUGUGUGUGAGAGAAAUUCAAAGGGAGAACAUUUUUAUCAUGAACGACAUUGUGCUUGACUUAUCAGAUUCAGAAUGUCAAUCUAUCAGUAUGCAUCAAAUGCAGACCUUUAAGCAUGUGACUGUUGAUGAAACUGAUUAUUGUUACUAUGGUCUUUAUAGGGCACUUCUUACCCCUGUACAUCGUCAGUUGAGAGAUCAUGACAACAAAGAUCUUUUGAAACGAACCCGUUCUAUUUUCUCCUUUACUCUUAAUAGUUCAAUUUAUGUUCUCAAAUUAGAGCAUAUUCAUUUCAAAUUUCUCAAAGUCUUGGAGUUGAGAGACAUAGUGAUUGUUAGUUUCCCUGUACAGAUACUAAACCUCAUCUGGUUGAGGUACCUAUCAUUGCUCAGCCGUCAGAAUUUAGACAUACCUCCAGAAAUUUGCAAGUUAUGGAAUCUGCAGACAUUCAUUGUUCAAGGACCAGGUCCAUCAGUUGAAAUAACUUUUCCUGAGGAAAUUUGGGGACUAAUGCAAUUAAGGCAUCUCAAAGUGAGCAAAUUUUAUCUGCCAAAUCCCUCAAGCAUAUCUGCUGAUAAAGGGAGUCACAUGGGUUUUUCAAACAUACAAACUAUUUCUUACUUGUCUUUGGAUUGUUGCACCAACGAGGUUAUUUUGGGGAUUCAGAAUGUCAAAGAAUUAGGAAUCAGAGGAAAGAAGAUUGACUCCAAUGGGCUUCUCGACAAUCUUGUCCAUCUGCGGCAACUUGAAACAUUGAGUUUUAUAUUUUACUUUCCCCAUUUUCCAGCAAGUGCAAAAGCUUUUCCAGCAACACUCAAGAAGCUGAAGUUAGGAGAUACUUAUAUAAGUUGGUCGUACUUGGACAUCAUAGCUGAGUUGCCUAACCUUGAGGUGUUGAAGCUGAUGCCUAAUGCUUGUCUUGGCAAUAAAUGGUACCCAAAUGACAGGGGAUUUACUCGAUUGAAGAUUCUGUUAAUUGAAGAUCGUUUUCUCAAGUACUGGAAAGCCACAGAUGACAAUUUUCCUGUCCUUGAACGCCUGGUGCUUAGAAGGUGCUCUCAUUUGGAAGAGAUACCCAUUGAGUUUGCAGAUAUCCACACACUACAACUGAUUGAGUUAACAAG